AAACGAGAAGUUAUGUAUGCUUGUCAACAGAAUUUCUGUAAAAAUUUCCAUACGCCUGUCCGCCCAGGAAGUGCUUGGCUGCCGCUCUCCUCCGGGUACGUCUAUCUAUCUAUUCACACCCGAGACGAGCCGACGCCAAAUUCUUCCUAAAACCCUAAAUCCCUUUCCUCCGAUUCAUUGCCUAUUUCUGGUCUGCUUUUCGCGCAACUAAAAUGACGAAUGACCAGAAUAGUGGUCCCGCUCACAGAGAACUCUAUGCUUUGCUUCACAUAUCGCCAGAAGCAUCUGAUGAAGAAAUCAGAAGGGCUUAUCGCCAGUGGGCUCAAGUUUACCAUCCUGACAAAUAUCAGGCUCCACGAAUGAAAGAAAUUGCUACGGAGAAUUUUCAACGAAUAUGCGAAGCAUAUGAAAUAUUGACUGAUGAGAACAAAAGGUUAAUUUACGACAUUUAUGGGAUGGAAGGAUUGAAAUCUGGUCUUGAGCUUGGCCCAAAAUUGAAUCAAGUUGAGAAAAUCAAAGAAGAACUUGAGAGAUUGCGGCGCCAAAGAGAACAGGACAAUGUCACUGCACAUAUUCAACCUUCUGGUUCCAUCUUGGCAACUUUAUCAUGGCCAGAUUUUUUAGAUGGUGAUGGCAUUAUGCAAGGGAUGGCUAUGGCCAGUGAAGUUGAAUCUCAAAUAUCAAAAAGAAAUUCUCUUUCAAUUGGUGGAAAUUUGGCUGUCAAUGAAACUGCUGGUGGUGGUGCUGCUGUUGCUGUCCUUAGGCAUCAAAUAUCUCCAGUUUCUUCUUUAGAACUCAUGGGAUCCAUUGGUUUGCAGUCUUUAUUAGGAGUGCAAACUUCUCGUCAAUUGUCUGUCCAUUCCACUGCACGUAUGGGCCUUGCUUUAUCUUUGAAAGAUGGCUCCAUUAAUCUAUCAAACACAUGGACCCGUCAACUCUCAGAGACAGCAAAUGGAACUAUAGAACUUUCUUUAGGUCCAGAGUCAUCUAUAGAUAUUGGAUGGCGAAGGAAAGCAGAAAACAUGGCUGCCUCAGGAGCAAUUAAGAUUGGCACAAGUUCAUUUGGAGCAACAGCUCGUUACACACACAAACUUUCCUCAAAAUCACAUGGGCGCAUUGCUGGCACAGUGGGAAGUCAUGCUCUAGCCCUUGAAAUUGGAGGUGGAAGAAAGAUAUCCAAAUUCAGCACUGUUAGAAUGUUAUACUCCAUUGGAAUUCAGGGAAUUAUCUGGAAAUUGGAACUGCAUCGUGGAGGGCAAAAAUUAAUUGUUCCUAUAUUGCUGUCACAUUAUUUGAAUCCCAUUUUUGCUACAGGAGCAUUUCUUAUUCCAGUUUCUCUUUAUUUUACCCUCAAGAAAUUUGUUUUGAAGCCGUAUUUUCUUAAACAUGAGAAACAAAAGGCUUUGGAGAAUAUGGAGAAGACUCAAAGCCAGGUUCAAGAAGCUAGGGCUGCAGCUGAGAAAGCUCAGCAGCUAUUACAAAAUGUGGCCAGCAGGAAAAGAAAUAGACAAGAAGAAAAGGGUGGACUAGUUGUUACAAAGGCACUUUAUGGAAGCCUGAAAGCUGUAUCAAGUAGUCAUAACUCUGAGGAGAUGGAACAUGAAUGGGUUUCACAGGUCUUGGAUGUCACAACACCCCUAAAUUUUCUUGUUGAUGAUUCUGGACAGCUCAAGCUGCAUCAAGGUGUGAAGAAAUCUGGAAUUAUGGGCUUCUGCGAUCCUUGUCCGGGUGAACCCAAGCAACUGUAUGUGGAAUAUACAUAUGGCAGCAACAUAUAUGAGGUCACUGUUGAUGAUUAUGAGGAGCUACUAAUACCACAGAGAGGACAUGAAGUUUAAAUGACGAAUGUUGAUGCUGAUUAGAUCUUUUCACUAUAUUUUGAUUAAUGUUGCUGUUUUGGUCAGGGAAUGUGAAUUGGGGGGAAGUAUUUGAUUCCCUUGGUGCAUUUCAUUGUAACUUAGUCCAUCCAGUAUCAAGGUGAUAGGAUUGUUUUAGCAAGUCAUUCGGGACCCAUUAUUAUUGACCUGCAUUUUUGUUUUCAACUCCAUCUCUCAGCACGAGGGCAUGUGACACUUUUAGAACUGGCUAGUUUCAAUAAAGCUUACUCUUCUUACCA
Molecule: messenger RNA, 2116 nt
Organism: Andrographis paniculata
Lineage: Eukaryota; Viridiplantae; Streptophyta; Magnoliopsida; Lamiales; Acanthaceae
Product: chaperone protein dnaJ 13
Exons: 13
Coding region: 213-1838 (541 amino acids)
Source: RefSeq, a predicted model, not a curated record